AUGCAUGCGGAGAAUCCUCUACAGAGUACCGCCGAAGUCAACUCGGUCGGACAACAGUCAGAAUCACAAAAUAAUGCCCUUCCUGGGCAAAUUCUCACAGGAAAACAAGAACAUUACCUUAAGCGCGAGCUCAUCGCCCGCCAAGUGCAAAGCGAAAUCGCCGAGUUAAACUCUCCCACAGCCCUCCAACGUUUCGGUGCCCCAUUCAGGUCAGAGUACGGAGAAGUCGCCCCAGUUGACUCAGAACUCCCUAUCCUACGAUAUAUCUUCGUUCAUCAUGUGCGCAAUUUUCCUUUUCUCGACCAGGCCCGCGAGAAGGAGUUUUGGCAGGAUAAAUUACAAGUGUUCCUAGAAUCCUUCGCGAAGAAGCAUGUUUCGUCGUCCGAAGAUCGCUUGGAGGAGACAAAGCGCAGAAAAUUAGCAAGGAAGUGCGAGAAGCUCGUGGAGCUCAUGAUGGUAUCUGGUAUCCCAACGGCAUCGGGAUAUGAAGAACGAAUCCAGUUUUCGGAAAUCGAGGUUGUAGAUCGCGGUGCCAAUGACCAGGGCCUCUUGGUCAAUAUGCCGGAAGGGAAUGCCAUACACGGCUGGGAUGUCAAUGUGGCUGCCGAAUUCAUUCUUCGUGUUCGUCGGGAAGGAAAGUCGGACGUCUUUGUGGCCCGACGGUACGGUGGCUUCGCGAAACUUCACAAGAGACUGCGCACCGAAUUUCCCGGGAAACCACUACCGGUUCUGCCGCGCAAGAACAAGUCCUCAACGUCGUCGAGCUUCUUCUCCUCAGCCGACGAUGACGCCUCCUCGGUCUCCUCUUUAUCGAGCCAGAGUGGAAGUACGCCGGACGAGGGACAAACCUCUCGAAACAGCUUAGCUCCCGGAAACCAUCUGCAUCGCUCUGCAUCGCGGUCGUCCAUGCGCUCAUCUUUGGGAAUAUCUCCCAAGUCACCAAGAAUCUCAGCAGAGACCUCUCGAGAGACCGUGCUCUAUAGAGAAGAACAGCGGGUUUCACUUCGAGCGUUCCUUCGCACUCUACUGCAGAAUAAGCGGGCGGCAGAGUCGAAGGCUUUAGAGGAGUUUCUAACUGCAGAUCCUGUUACUCUGAAUGAAGAGGAACUAAUUGACAUGCAACGAAGGAAGGAGGCAGACGCUAUCAGGAUAGAAGAACAAAAGAGGUUCUAUGAGAUUGCUAGACAGCGCGCAGCCGAGCUAGAUGUGUACAUGGAAAAUUUCCGUCGAGAUAUUGUCGAGAGCAAUGGCCUGACAAAGUUGUUUGCGGAAAUUCGGGAGAAGCCGACGGUAGAGGAUCUCAGUCCUCAAUAUCAGAAGUUUGCAGAAUGGCUUCGGAUCGAGGUGGCCGCAACGCUAUACCAUUUGUUCUUGGCUGAGGACAACUCCCCUGAACUAUUCGCACAGUUUAAGAGGAUACACUCUCUUGUCCCAUACACCCUGAUGAAGAAUGUUAUCCGAAUUGCGAAUCCUGCAGCCGUUAUGUCUGGGGUUUUAGAUCUUUUCCUUGCUCAGCCAUUUGGUUCCCGGUCUCUUCUGCAGCGGAUCUUUUCCAUGACUUUGAACGAUGGCAUAAAACAAUUCCAAAAGGCCAUUGACUCCCUUGUUUCCAAGGUUGAUGAUGCAUCUCUCUGUCAAAAAUUGAAAGCGUUUACGGAUUCAGAUGAAGCAACCAAGAAUGAAAUCCGUGCCGAAGCUGAGGAUGAAGAUAUAGAUAUUCUCGUGGCAAUUCUUCGGUCUGACCGCUUCUCUCCCGAACUCACUCCGGAGCAAUAUGGUAAUGUGUUUAAUGCAUAUGUGGCCUGGAACCAAGCAGUGGAGAGUGUCGAUGCAGAAAUGCGUGAAGGUGCACAAUGGUUUGCAAACAUGAAGCAGCUACUUAAACUCUACACGCGCCAGCGUGACAAGGCCAUGAUGCUCAGCAUUGUCGAGGAACCCGUUACUCUCCAACUCUUCCGUGACCUAUUUACAAUAUUCUACGAGCCUCUAGUGCGCGUUUACAAGUCGGCAAACGUCUACAAUAGUAUCACUGAUUUCGCUCAAUUUGCCGACGAUGCCAUUCAGGUGGUCGAGAAAUGUCAACGACAAGACGUAUCUGCCGAUCCAAACCAAACCGUCCAAUCCUUCAUCGACCUUUGCGAACGUCAUCAAGCGAGCUUCUAUAAGUUCGUCCACGAAGUGCACCUUCAUGACAAUGGGCUCUUCGGCUCUCUGAUGGGAUGGAUUGAAGAUAUUCUUGAUUUCCUACGCCACGGGCCUGUUGGUGGCAAGCUUGACAUGAACGCUUUGCUUCACGGGGCUAAGGAUGUUGGGCAAAUCGAUAAAGAUAAGGCUCUUGAUGAGAUAAACGCGCUCAUAAAAUGGCACGAAGACCGCAAGCGUUGGCACCUGAAUAAGACCAGGCAGAAGAUGGCGGCGGAAGGAACCGGGAAUGACCCAUUUCCGACAUUCAAGGGAAGCGAUUUUGGUUUAGACGAGGGCGACCUCGAAGACCUUGCCAUCUCGGACGCGGAGUCUGAUCCUACCGACGAGCUUGACGAGGAAGAUGACCUUGACCCCAUCUCUGCUGAACGACGACGCCGGGUGAAGCAACAGGAUCAACUCCGUCGCACGGCUGGCGAACCUGUUAAGCCUGAAGUCAAAGAGAUUCUCAAGCUAGCAGAACCGUUUGGAGUAAUGUUACGGAUGGUCCUUGCAGAAUAG
Molecule: messenger RNA, 2703 nt
Organism: Aspergillus oryzae RIB40
Lineage: Eukaryota; Fungi; Ascomycota; Eurotiomycetes; Eurotiales; Aspergillaceae
Product: PX domain-containing protein
Exons: 7
Coding region: 1-2703 (900 amino acids)
Molecular function (GO): phosphatidylinositol binding
Source: RefSeq, a predicted model, not a curated record